AUGAGAGACGGCGGCGGCCGCGGCCCAGAGCCCCUCUCAGCGCCUGUGAGCAGCCGCGGGGGCAGCGCCCUCGGGGAGCCGGCCGGGCGGCGGCGGCGGCAGCGGCGGCGGGCCUCGCCUCCUCGUCCGGCUUCGGAGAGAGACGGUGGAAGCCGUGGGCUCGGGCGGGAGCCGGCGCAGGCUCGGCGGCUGCACCUCCCGCUCCUGGAGCGGGGGGGAGAAGCGGCGGCGGCGGCCGCGGCUCCGGGGAGGGGGUCGGAGUCGCCUGUCACCAUUGCCAGGGCUGGGAACGCCGGAGAGUUGCUCUCUCCCCUUCUCCUGCCUCCAACACGGCGGCGGCGGCGGCGGCACGUCCAGGGACCCGGGCCGGUGUUGAGCCUCCCGUCCGCCGCCGCCGCACCCCCCCUGGCCCGGGCUCCGGAGGCCGCCGGAGGAGGCAGCCGCUGCGAGGAUUAUCCGUCUUCUCCCCAUUCCGCUGCCUCGGCUGCCAGGCCUCUGGCUGCUGAGGAGAAGCAGGCCCAGUCGCUGCAACCAUCCAGCAGCCGCCGCAGCAGCCAUUACCCGGCUGCGGUCCAGGGCCAAGCGGCAGCAGAGCGAGGGGCAUCAGCGACCGCCAAGUCCAGAGCCAUUUCCAUCCUGCAGAAGAAGCCUCGCCACCAGCAGCUUCUGCCAUCUCUCUCCUCCUUUUUCUUCAGCCACAGGCUCCCAGACAUGACAGCCAUCAUCAAAGAGAUCGUUAGCAGAAACAAAAGGAGAUAUCAAGAGGAUGGAUUCGACUUAGACUUGACCUAUAUUUAUCCAAAUAUUAUUGCUAUGGGAUUUCCUGCAGAAAGACUUGAAGGUGUAUACAGGAACAAUAUUGAUGAUGUAGUAAGGUUUUUGGAUUCAAAACAUAAAAACCAUUACAAGAUAUACAAUCUAUGUGCUGAAAGACAUUAUGACACCGCCAAAUUUAACUGCAGAGUUGCACAGUAUCCUUUUGAAGACCAUAACCCACCACAGCUAGAACUUAUCAAACCCUUCUGUGAAGAUCUCGACCAGUGGCUAAGUGAAGAUGACAAUCAUGUUGCAGCGAUCCACUGCAAAGCUGGGAAGGGACGGACUGGUGUCAUGAUUUGUGCAUAUUUAUUGCAUCGGGGCAAAUUUUUAAAGGCACAAGAGGCCCUAGAUUUCUAUGGGGAAGUAAGGACCAGAGACAAAAAGGGAGUAACUAUCCCCAGUCAGAGGCGCUAUGUAUACUAUUACAGCUACCUGCUAAAGAACCACCUGGAUUACAGACCAGUGGCGCUGCUGUUUCACAAGAUGAUGUUUGAAACUAUUCCGAUGUUCAGUGGCGGGACUUGCAAUCCUCAGUUUGUGGUCUGCCAGCUAAAGGUGAAGAUCUACUCCUCCAAUUCAGGACCCACGCGGCGGGAGGACAAGUUCAUGUACUUUGAGUUCCCUCAGCCGUUGCCUGUGUGCGGUGACAUCAAAGUAGAGUUCUUCCAUAAACAGAACAAGAUGCUCAAAAAGGACAAAAUGUUUCACUUUUGGGUAAAUACGUUCUUCAUACCAGGACCAGAGGAAACAUCAGAAAAAGUGGAGAAUGGAAGUCUUUGUGAUCAGGAAAUUGACAGUAUUUGCAGUAUAGAGCGUGCUGAGAACGACAAAGAGUACCUAGUACUCACCUUAACAAAAAAUGAUCUUGACAAAGCAAACAAAGACAAGGCCAACCGAUACUUUUCUCCAAAUUUUAAGGUGAAAUUAUACUUUACAAAAACAGUAGAGGAGCCGUCAAAUCCAGAGGCUAGCAGUUCAACUUCUGUGACACCAGAUGUUAGUGACAAUGAACCUGAUCAUUAUAGAUACUCUGACACCACUGACUCUGAUCCAGAGAAUGAACCUUUUGAUGAAGAUCAGCAUUCACAAAUUACAAAAGUCUGAUUUUUUUUUUUUUAUCAAGAGGGAUAAAUACCAUGAAAAAAAACUUGAAUAAACUGAAAUGGACCUUUUUUUUUUUUUUUUUUUUUUAAAUGGCAAUAGGACAUUGUGUCAGAUUGCAGUUAUAGGAACAAUUCUCUCUUCCUGACCAAUCUUGUUUUACCCUAUACAUCCACAGGGUUUGACACUUGUUGUGCAGUUGAAAAACCUUGUGUAGCUGUGUCAUGUAUAUACCUUUUUGUGUCAAAAGGACAUUUAAAAUUCAAUUAGGAUAAAUAAAAAUGGCACUUUCCCAUUUUAUUCCAGUUUUAUAAAAAGUGGAGACAGACUGAUGUGUAUACGUAGGAGUUUUUCCUUUUAUUUUCUGUCACCAGCUGAAGUGGCUGAAGAGCUCAGAUUCCCAGGUUCACGUCCUACCCCCUUGCACUUGUGGCAACAGAUAAGUCUUCAGUUGGCUAGGAGAAGUUUCUACAGGGUUUUGCUACAUUCUAAUGCAUGUUCUUGGGUUGAGGGAAUGGAGGAAAUGCUCAGAAAGGCAUAUUUUUAGCUGGGCUCUGGACCAUAUACCAUCUCCAGCUACUUACAAGCACCUUUCUUUAGCAUGCUACAGUUACUAAUCUGGACAUCGAAGGAAUUGGCCGCUGUCACUGCUUGUUGUUUGUGCAUUUUUAAGAGCAUUAUUGGUGCUAGAAAAGGCAGCUAGAGCGAUUAAAUUUGUAUUGGGGUACAGGAAUGAACCUUCUACAGCAUCUUAAGAAUCUACAAAUGAAGGGAUAUGAAAAUAAGGUGGUCAUAGAUAAGAGACACAGCAACAAUGACUUAACCAUACAAAUGUGGAGGCUAUUAACAAAGAAUGGCUGGAAACAGAAAAAUUGACAAUGAUUUAUUCAGUAUGCUUUCUCAGUUGUAAUGACUGCUCCAUCUCCUCUGUAUUCAAGGCCAAUGCUAAAAGUCAGAUGCUGUUAGUACCUACAUCAGUCAACAACUCACAUCUUUUUUAUUAGUUUUCAAUCAUACACCUACUGUGGAUGCUUCAUGUGCUGGCUGCCAGUUUCUUUUUCUUGUUCAAUAUAAAAUAUUUUGUAAUUCUUCACAGGAAAUUUCAAUUUGAGAUUCAACAGUAAGCAGUUUUUUUCUAUAAAGAGGAUGAUGCACUUACUCAGUCCAGUAGUCGUCAGAUGCCCCACCCUUUUGACCUUACACAUUCUAUUACAAUGAGUUUUGCAGUUUUGCACAUUUUUUAAAUGUCAUUAACUGUUAGGGAAUUUUACUUGAAUACUGAAUACAUAUAAUGUGUAUAUUAAAAAGUCGUUGUUUGUGUUAAAAAGGAAAUUAGAGUUGCAGUAAAUUUUCAGCACUGCACGAAUAAUAAGGCAUUUAAGUUUUUCAGUAGAAAUUGUCCUGCAGAUGCUUUAUCGACUUGCUAUUGAAAGAGUAGAUCUUUUUUUAAUGUGCAGUGUUGAGUCACUUCUUUAUAGUGUAGAGUUGGGAUUAGGGCUUCAAUUUUACUUCUUAAAUAUCAUUAUAUGUUGGAUAUGCCCAGACUGCAUACAAUUUAAAGCAAGAGUACAACUACUAUUGUAAUGGUAAUGUGAAGAUACUAUUAAAAAGGAUUUUUUUUUCCUGGGAAUUUGGUGUCUUUCAAAUUAGACCUUGACCUUGACAUUUGAAUAUCCAGCCAUUAUAUUUCUUAAUGGUGUGAAGUCCCAUUUUCAAUAACUUAUUGGUGCUGAAAUUGUUCACUAGCUGUGGUCUGACCUAGUUAAUUUACAAGUACAGAUUGCGUAGGACCCACCAGAGAAGCAUUUAUAGUUUGAUGGUAAGUAGAUUAGGCAGAACGUCAUCUAAAAUAUUCUUAGAAAAUAAUGUUGAUGUAUUUUCCAUACCUCAUCAGUUUCAUUCAACCAAUAAAAUUUUUAAAAUUGUAACAAAGCUCUUAGGAUUUACACAUUUAUAUUUAAACAUUGAUACAUGAAUAUCGAUGACUGUUGAUAAAGUGAUAAAGUCAGAGACAACUUUUCCUAAACUCUCACCGUUGAAAUUUGUAUGCCACCUUGUGUUUCCUAAAAGCUGAAGUGGUGACUAAAAUGAAAAGCAGCUAUUAGUGUUUUGGAGAUAGUGAUAAACACUGUUCUUUGUUAGUUUUGGGCACAGCAUGCUAAACUAUAACUUGUAUUGUUCCAAUAUGUAACACAGAGGGCCAGGUCAUGAAUAAUGACAUUACAAUGGGCUGUUGCACUGUUAAUAUUUUUCCUUUGGAAUGUGAAGGUCUGAAUGAGGGUUUUGAUUUUGAAUGUUUCAGUGUUUUUGAGAAGCCUUGCUUACAUUUUAUGGUGUAGUCAUUGGAAAUGGAAAAAUGGCAUUAUAUAUAUAUUAUAUAUAUAAAUAUAUAUUAUACAUACUCUCCUUCCUUAUUUCAGUUACCAUCCCCAUAGAAUUUGACAAGAAUUGCUAUGACUGAAAGGUUUUUGAGUCCUAAUUAAAACUUUAUUUAUGACAGUAUUCGCGAUUAGCCUGAAAUGCAUUCUGUAGGUAAUCUCUCCCGUGUUUCUGGAAUGCUCUCUUAGACUUGUUGGGUGUGCAGCAGCUUACGUGUCUGAAAUGACUUGAAGACACCAUCUUUUAAGAAGGCUUACAGUUGGGCCCUGUGCCAUCCCAAGUCCUCUGUAAUUCCUCGUGGACAUUUUUGCCAUAAUUGUAAAAGGGUAGUUAGUUGAAUUUAGUAACAUCACCAUUCUUUGCUGUGGCACAGGUUAUAAACAUAAGUGGAGUUUACCGGCAGCAUCAAAUGUUUCAGCUUUAAAAAUAAAAGUAGGUUACAAGUUACAUGUUUAGUUCUAGAAAAUUUGUGCAAUAUGUUCAUAACGAUGGCUGUGGUUGCCACAAAGUGCCUCGUUUACCUUUAAAUACUGUUAAUGUGUCAUGCAUGCAGAUGGAAGGGGUGGAACUGUGCACUAAACUGGGGGCUUUUACUGUAGUAUUUGGCAGAGUUGCCUUCUACCUGCCAGUUCAAAAGUUCAAUCUGUUUUCAUAUAGAAUAUAUAUACUAAAAAACUGAGUCUGUAAAACAGCCUUACUCCGAUUCAGCCUCUUCAGAUACUCUUGUGCUGUGCAGCAGUGGCUCUGUGUGUAAAUGCUAUGCACUGAGGAUACACAAGUAUGACGUGUACAGGAUAAUGCCUCAUGCCAAUCAGAUGUCCAUUUGUUACUGUGUUUGUUAACAACCCUUUAUCUUAGUGUUAUAAACUCCACUGAAAGCUGAUUAAAGUCUCAUUCUUGUCAUUGUGUGGCUGUUUUAUUAAAUGAGAGUAUUUAUAAUUCAAAUUACUUAAACCCAUUGAAAUGUUCAGUAAUGGGCAGCCAAAUACGAUUGCAAAGUUCCUGUAGGUUUUUCAGUUUUUUCCCCCUCCUCAGUGUUCUUCAUAGCCGACUAUUAGAAAAGCAUGCCUUUUGUCAGCUCGGGAGUAGACUCCUAUCUGUCUACUCGUGGCUAAGAGAAGCACUUAGAGCCUGAGUUAGUCAUCACGUCAUAAAUUAUUCCAGGCACAGUAAGGAAUAUAUUAAUCUUGAAAAAGUUAAAGGUUUUUUGAAAAAAAAAAAAAACAGUGCUUAUUUCUGUUUUAUAAAACCAGAUAUCUGAAGAUAGGUGUUUCCCCUCCUCCCCCCAUGGGCUUACUGUCCAGGUCUGUUCUGUGGCUUUCUGUUGUCUAACUCAGCAGUUGGCUAUCAGCACAUGGGAGGCUUCAUCAGGACUUGCCCCAUAGGAAGAUGAAUGUUCGGAAUAAUGGGCUCAAAUAUAAUCUCGUUUCUUAUAUUCUUAAAGGUUAAAGAACAAGGCAGAGCCUUUCAGGGGACAGUAAGGUCAUUUGUGAGAGUGUAGUUUGUACAGAUGUUUUCAAAGGAAGCAGACCAUUCAUGCCACUGUGGAAUUUUAAUGUUACAUAAAGUUUAUAGUUUCUCUGUGACCUUUUUUAAAAAGUAAAUUGAGUAACAUGUAAUUAUGUAAAGAGAUUUGAAGAUUGAAUGAAUUCACACAUUUUCUUUAGAUUUCUUAGGUAGUGCAUAUGGGUUAAAACUUGAAUAUAAAGGUAUUUUGAUUUAUAAGAUGUUUGAUGUUUGAUUACCAGUUUCCUGGUGUUUUGCUUUUAGAUCAUAUCCCCAUUCUACUGUAAUUUGAACUAGCUUGGUUCAGUGAAUGCCAUCACCAUUUCCAUUGAGAAUUUAAAAAUCACCAGUGUUUAACAUGCAGGCUUCUGAAAGGCUCCCC
Molecule: messenger RNA, 6187 nt
Organism: Chionomys nivalis (European snow vole)
Lineage: Eukaryota; Metazoa; Chordata; Mammalia; Rodentia; Cricetidae
Gene: Pten
Product: phosphatase and tensin homolog
Exons: 10
Coding region: 1-1923 (640 amino acids)
Biological process (GO): regulation of phosphatidylinositol 3-kinase/protein kinase B signal transduction; phosphatidylinositol dephosphorylation; protein dephosphorylation
Cellular component (GO): nucleus; cytosol; cell projection
Molecular function (GO): phosphatidylinositol-3,4,5-trisphosphate 3-phosphatase activity; protein tyrosine phosphatase activity
Source: RefSeq, a predicted model, not a curated record